Molecule: messenger RNA, 4762 nt
Organism: Closterium sp. NIES-67
Lineage: Eukaryota; Viridiplantae; Streptophyta; Zygnematophyceae; Desmidiales; Closteriaceae
Source: the annotation of a GenBank genome assembly
GCCUGCCGUGUGCCGGGGAGGGAGGGCAGUGGGAUGACGCACGGGGGAAGCCACAGCGGUGAGACUGCCCCCUGCUCGCGCUGCUGACCGCUGCUCUCCAUCAUGCGCGAGGCCUUCCAGUGAGCCUGCUGGGAGUGCUGCUGUCGGCAGUGCUGCUGGAGGGAGCACGUGCUGCUGGGAGUGCUGCUGUCGGGAGUGUUGCUGUUGGGAGUGCUGCUGUCAGGAGUGCUGCUGCUGGGGAUGCUGGUGGAGGCAGCACGUGCUGCAGCCAUUGCGCUCGCCUCAUGACUGGCCCACCAAUACGGUCAAGUCUCCUCAUCCCUUGCCAGUCUUGUAUUUCCUCAGACAAGGAUUGCUUGCCUCCCGUUGGUGCUUGCGUGUUCCUUCCAUCAUUGCUGGCUUUUCUCGUUAUAAGAAAUAGGGGGAUCAAAAGCUCGUUAUAAGAAAUGGGGGGAUCAAAAGCUCGUUAUAAGAAAUGGGGGGAUCAAAAGCUCGUUUCGGGGUGAUGGGCGCGUGGCGGUGGUAGCGCAUGGCACUGGGGCGGAAGGGCUCAUACUAGAGUUGCAGGGGGUAGAAACGCAUUCAUCCUCAUGCCCGCGUCCCUCUCUUACCUCGUCCCCCUCGCGUGCUAGCUCCAUGCCCUGAUGCCGUGCGCUACCAUCGCCCUUUCUCUGUUAGUUGGGCUUUGCAAGAUGCAUUCUCGCUAGCGCUUUUGCUUCUCGCAAAGGGCUUCGUUUGUGCAAAUCUUCCGCGUUUCAUGCACGUAACUUGUGCUUGUUUUAGCUCGUGUCUUUGGAUUGGCAUGCCUUGAUCUAAUUCUCUGCAACUCCUUCCCCAAGUGCGUUCUUCCCCCAAGUGCGUUCUUCCCCCAAGUGCGUUUUUCCCCAAGUGCGUUUUUCCCCAAGUGCGUUUUUCCCCAAGUGCGUUUUUCCCCAAGUGCGUUUUUCCCCAAGUGCGUUUUUUCCCCAAGUGCGUUUUUUCCCCAAGUGCGUUUUUUCCCCAAGUGCGUUCUUUCCCCAAGCCCACGGGAGUGUGCCCUGCAGAGCCGGAGUGGGAGGGCAGUGGGAUGCCGCACGGCGGGCAGCCACAGCGGUGUGACUGCCCCCUGCUCGCCCUGCUGACCACUGCACUCCCCCCCGCGCUGAAGGCUUGCGGGUGCCGCUGCUGGGAGCCCUGCUGACCACUGCACUCCCCCUUGUGCUGAAGGCUCACGGGUGCUGCUGCUGGAGGAAGUGCAGUUGGGGGGAGUGUGGCUGGAGGGAGUGCGGCUGGAGGGAGUGCGGCUGGAGGGAGUGCGGCUGCAAGAACCCACGGGGCGGAGGAGCGUGCUGCACACGCGGCUUCACACCGCUCCCGCUCUCCUCCUCCUCUCAUCUGUCCCUCCUCCUCUGGCUGCCAGUUCUCCCACCAAGGGACCCUCCCCAGGUGAUAGGCAAGUGCCAUGAUGUGAGCAUGGUGGCUGCGAGGUAGACACUCACUGUGAGUUGGUAUGGUCGCUUGGUGGGACCUGGAGCCUCCAACACACCCACUUGCCCCAACUGCGCCUGCAGCCCUCCAACACCGGCAGCGCCCCCACCCACUCGUCCCGCAACCCCAAGACCGACAACCCAACCAUUACCGGGACAAUUCCCUCUCCCUCUUCCUCGUUUCGUGUUCAGUUCUACUUACUUGCACCAUCGCUUGCACUUUCCUGUACGUUUCAUGAUCAUCAUCUCUCUGCUCUUUUGUCUCACUCGCUUGGGCACUCACUCACUUCCUCUCCUUCUCUCUUUCACUUGUCCCUUCCCCAUCCCCCCCCUUCCCCCGCUGCUCUGCCCCUCCUAUGCAGCAGCCGCGAGUAGAGGCAGCAGGGGGGCAGCCGUGGGAUGGCGCACGGCAUGCAGCCACGGGGCUGUGACUGCCCUUCGCAUGCCCUGCUGACCACCGCGCCCCAAUGAGCUGCCGGGAGCGGGAGGGGAGCUGCUGGUACGUAUCUAGCUGCCAGCAGGCAGAGCUAGUAAGACAUUUUAUACAACUCUGGUCUGCGGGAGGGGAGCGGCUGGUACGUAUCUAGCUGCCUCAUCCUGCCCCACUCCUUACUCCCUUUGGCGUGUCUCGUUCGCUUCAGUCGCCGUCGGGUUGCUCCGGUUGAGUGGGGCUGCUAGCUUGAUGGUACGUACCUCUCUGCUCUCUCUUUGUGCCUCAGUCGCUUCAGUCGCUGUGUUUCUCUGCCUGAGUGGAGCUAGCAGCAUGCUAGCCCUUCUCCCCUCGCGUCGCCUGUUGCUUGCCUUGUGUCACUUGCCGUGAUGAUCCGUCCACCUACCCACCUACAGGCAGCACAGCACAGUACAGCACAGCACAGUACAGACAGCACAGACAGCUUGUGGCUGUGGUGAUGGUGGAGGUGGUGGUACCAGAAGCAGAAGGGCAGGCGCAAAGACUCCAACACUGGCGUCGGCAGCACUUUUGUGAGGGGCGGCAACGGGGGGAGCAGCCAAGGGGAGCGCCUUCUACGUCUGCUGCGGGCAGGAGGGGCCUGUUGCUGCAGAGGGGAGCGGAUGGAGCCGAGGAGCGUGGAGACAGGAGGGGGCAUGGAGCAGAGGCGAGCGCUUGUCACACAUGCAGAGGCGAGCGUAUGGAGCUAAGGAGCGUGGAGACAGGAGGGGGCAUGGAGCAGAGGCGAGCUCUUGUCACACAUGGUGGCGUCACAUGGCUGGCUGCAGUGUGUGCCGGUGCUCCCGUGGAGGAUGGGAAAGGCAGCUGCCCCACACCCUUUGGGAGGAGUGCUGUGCAGGAGGAGGGAGUGUGGUGCAGAUGGGUGCGCUGGCCUGCAGGAGGGCGGAUGGAACGCAGGGAGGAUGGAGCAGAGGGCGGAUGGAACGCAGGCGGCGAAGGAGCGUGGCGACACGAAGGGCGUGGAGCAGAGGGGAACGCAGUCACACAUGGAGGUGGCUUCUGCACCCGUGGCUGGAAGCAGAGUGUGCCGGUGCUCCCGUGGCUGGAAGCAGAGUGUGCCGGAGCUCCCGUGGCUGGAAGCAGAGUGUGCCGGAGCUCCCGUGGCUGGAAGCAGAGUGUGCCGGUGCUCCCGUGGCUGGAAGCAGAGUGUGCCGGUGCUCCCGUGGCUGGAAGCAGAGUGUGCCGGUGCUCCCGUGGCUGGAAGCAGAGUGUGCCGGUGCUCCCGUGGCUGGAAGCAGAGUGUGCCGGUGCUCCCGUGGCUGGAAGCAGAGUGUGCCGGAGCUCCCGUGGCUGGAAGCAGAGUGUGCCGGUGCUCCCGUGGCUGGAAGCAGAGUGUGCCGGUGCUCCCGUGGCUGGAAGCAGAGUGUGCCGGUGCUCCCGUGGCUGGAAGCAGAGUGUGCCGGAGCUCCCGUGGCUGGAAGCAGAGUGUGCCGGUGCUCCCGUGGCUGGAAGCAGAGUGUGCCGGUGCUCCCGUGGCUGGAAGCAGAGUGUGCCGGUGCUCCCGUGGCUGGAAGCAGAGUGUGCCGGUGCUCCCGUGGCUGGAAGCAGAGUGUGCCGGAGCUCCCGUGGCUGGAAGCAGAGUGUGCCGGUGCUCCCGUGGCUGGAAGCAGAGUGUGCCGGUGCUCCCGUGGCUGGAAGCAGAGUGUGCCGGUGCUCCCGUGGCUGGAAGCAGAGUGUGCCGGAGCUCCCGUGGCUGGAAGCAGAGUGUGCCGGUGCUCCCGUGGCUGGAAGCAGAGUGUGCCGGAGCUCCCGUGGCUGGAAGCAGAGUGUGCCGGUGCUCCCGUGGCUGGAAGCAGAGUGUGCCGGUGCUCCCGUGGCUGGAAGCAGAGUGUGCCGGAGCUCCCGUGGCUGGAAGCAGAGUGUGCCGGUGCUCCCGUGGCUGGAAGCAGAGUGUGCCGGAGCUCCCGUGGCUGGAAGCAGAGUGUGCCGGUGCUCCCGUGGCUGGAAGCAGAGUGUGCCGGAGCUCCCGUGGCUGGAAGCAGAGUGUGCCGGUGCUCCCGUGGCUGGAAGCAGAGUGUGCCGGAGCUCCCGUGGCUGGAAGCAGAGUGUGCCGGAGCUCCCGUGGCUGGAAGCAGAGUGUGCCGGUGCUCCCGUGGCUGGAAGCAGAGUGUGCCGGAGCUCCCGUGGCUGGAAGCAGAGUGUGCCGGAGCUCCCGUGGCUGGAAGCAGAGUGUGCCGGAGCUCCCGUGGCUGGAAGCAGAGUGUGCCGGUGCUCCCGUGGCUGGAAGCAGAGUGUGCCGGAGCUCCCGUGGCUGGAAGCAGAGUGUGCCGGAGCUCCCGUGGCUGGAAGCAGAGUGUGCCGGUGCUCCCGUGGCUGGAAGCAGAGUGUGCCGGAGCUCCCGUGGCUGGAAGCAGAGUGUGCCGGAGCUCCCGUGGCUGGAAGCAGAGUGUGCCGGUGCUCCCGUGGCUGGAAGCAGAGUGUGCCGGAGCUCCCGUGGCUGGAAGCAGAGUGUGCCGGAGCUCCCGUGGCUGGAAGCAGAGUGUGCCGGUGCUCCCGUGGCUGGAAGCAGAGUGUGCCGGUGCUCCCGUGGCUGGAAGCAGAGUGUGCCGGAGCUCCCGUGGCUGGAAGCAGAGUGUGCCGGUGCUCCCGUGGCUGGAAGCAGAGUAUGCCGCCGCUCUCCUGGAGGAUGGGAGGCCGCUACCCCACACUCUUUGGAAGCGCGGUGCAGCAGAGGAGGGAGGAUGGGGGCCAGCUGCGCCACACUCUUUAAGAGCGCGGUGCAGCAGAACGGAGUGUGAUGCAGAGGGGUGCGCGGGUCUGCAGGAGGAGGGAAGAUGGAGAAAAUGCCAACACAUCAACACAGGAUCACUCCUUGCUGCUGCUGUAA